GCUGAUCCCACACAGACCCCAUUCCUUCUCUAUCUGUGAACACGGAGCACACCGAGUAACUACAAUGGCCAGAACCAAGCAGACCGCCCGUAAGUCCACCGGAGGAAAAGCUCCCAGGAAGCAGCUGGCGACCAAAGCUGCCCGUAAGAGCGCCCCGGCCACCGGCGGCGUGAAGAAGCCCCACCGUUACAGGCCCGGUACCGUGGCUCUGAGGGAGAUCCGCCGCUACCAGAAGUCCACCGAGCUGCUGAUCCGCAAGCUGCCCUUCCAGCGCCUGGUGAGGGAGAUCGCUCAGGACUUCAAGACCGACCUGCGCUUCCAGAGCUCCGCCGUCAUGGCGCUGCAGGAGUCCAGCGAGGCUUACCUGGUCGGCCUGUUCGAGGACACCAACCUGUGCGCCAUCCACGCCAAGAGGGUCACCAUCAUGCCCAAAGACAUCCAGCUGGCCCGCCGUAUCCGCGGAGAGAGGGCUUAGACUGACCUGAGACCAGCCGAGAGGCACCACAACGGCUCUUUUAAGAGCCACUCACAGACUCUGACUGAGCUGCAGGUCCUGUUGAUUUAGACACAUUAAUAUACAAGUUUAUUGGAUUAACAAAUGCAUCUUUUUUUACUUAUUUAAUCUGUUUCUUUCUUAUUGGCUUUUGAUCCUGACUUAUUAGCUUGAUGAUAAAUAAGGAUUACUUAGGAUCACACUAGUUUGAGUGGCUCUUGAAAGAUGCAUUUGAAGAUGUAUCAUCCAUCAACUCUUCAAUUACCCUUGAACCAUGUUGUGCUCAGCACCUUCAUGGACCCUUCCUAUAAAUACAUGGAUCAGGUCUUUCUCUCA
Messenger RNA from Cyclopterus lumpus (lumpfish), 829 nucleotides. Its product is annotated as histone H3. Gene Ontology annotation, cellular component: nucleosome. Lineage: Eukaryota; Metazoa; Chordata; Actinopteri; Perciformes; Cyclopteridae. Gene Ontology annotation, molecular function: DNA binding; protein heterodimerization activity; structural constituent of chromatin. The record is from RefSeq and is a predicted model, not a curated record. The transcript has a single exon. Bases 65 to 475 code for a protein of 136 amino acids.